This is a messenger RNA of Symbiodinium natans, 1176 nucleotides long. Lineage: Eukaryota; Dinophyceae; Suessiales; Symbiodiniaceae. The record is from the annotation of a GenBank genome assembly.
AUGUCGUAUGGACCUUUGUCAGACAGAUUCCCUCAUGUGAGAUCAGAGCCUUAUGCGGCUGCGGGCGCUCUUUCUGCCGGUGCGCAGACAGGCGAGGUUUGCCAGUUCUUCGUGAAGACAGGCUGGUGCAAGUGGGGAGAUGGAUGUAGACACGCCCACAUUCCAGGGCCUGAUACUCCGAACGGAGGGCCUGGGCGUCCGCCAGGUCCACCUGGAGAGAAAUCUGGCGAGGUUUGCCAGUUUUUCGCCAAAUCAGGAUGGUGCAAAUACGGCGAUCAGUGCAGACACGAGCACAUCGAGGGGGCAAACCCGGGACGGCCCCCACCAGAUCCGUCAGAACCCUGCAAAUUCUUCGCUAAAGCCGGUUGGUGCCAGUUCGGCGAUAGCUGCAGAUACCAGCAUAUACCUGGUCCAGAAUCGGGCAUGGGUGGAUCCUUGCCAGGGCUCGGGCAGGGCCUCGGGCCCCCAGAUCCGAGUGAACCGAGAGAGACGUGCCAGUUCUUUGCAAAGGCAGGAUGGUGCAAAUAUGGGCCUGCCUGUCGCUAUGCGCACGUACUGUCACCAGAUACGCCACAGCCGCAGCCGGCGGCGAAGUCUGGCGAGGUUUGCCAAUUUUUCUCCAAGUCUGGAUGGUGCAAGUAUGGCGAUCAAUGUAGGCAUGAGCACAUUGGUGGACCAGCACCUCCAGAUCCGAUGUUGGGGGGUGGAUCAGGAGAGGUCUGCAAAUUCUUUGCCAAGGCAGGCUGGUGCCAGUUCGGCGACAGCUGCCGGUAUCAGCACAUACCUGGCCCGGGUAUGGGAAUGGGAGGGAUGGGAGGGAUGGGAGGCUGUGGACCCGGCUUUGGUCCAAUGGGUCCUGGGCCUGGCUAUGGUGGUUUUGGGCCUGGCCCAGGCAUGCCAGGCCCACAGUUCUUUCCCAAGCAGCCCAUCAAGGAGUUGUCCGCUGCAGAAGCGGAGGCUGCUGCAAAGGAGCUCAUCAACUCACCUGGAAUGAAAAGAGCUGAGUCAAUAGGACUUCAGCUUUCUGACGAAGCCGUAAAGGCUCUUCUUACGAUUCCUUCCUCACAUGCCUCUGAGCUUUUGGAAUCUGUCGCAGAGAAGCAUACAACGCUGAGAGACCCCUCAAAUUAUGUGGUCUCAACAAUCGCUAAAGGUUAUGUUCCCAAAGGGCCAUGA